AUGAUCGGUUCACCAUUAACAAUGCAAAAUCGUCAAUUGAACUGUUAUAGUUCAAAAGAAAAGGCAGAAGUAUGUGUUGAAUAUCCAAAUCAAGGUUCAUGUGCUUUAGGAAAUACAAUAACAAAGAAUAAAUUUACUCGAUCGUGUCAACCUAGUCGAUAUCAACCUGAAAUAUCAAUUAGAAUGUAUCAAGAUCCAAGUACUGCAACAUUUGAUAUUCUAUGUACGCAAAAUUUAUGUAAUACACAAUCAACAUUAAAUUCUAUAAAAGAUAUUUUAUUUCGAUACAAUGUAACACAAACACCAGAUGGUCGAUUAACUGGCUCAAGAUUUCAAGUUUCUGCUUUUCUUAUUUUAAUUAUGAUAUCUAUUGCAUUUUUUAAUUAUCAUAAAUAA
Molecule: messenger RNA, 396 nt
Organism: Adineta steineri
Lineage: Eukaryota; Metazoa; Rotifera; Eurotatoria; Adinetida; Adinetidae
Source: the annotation of a GenBank genome assembly